Messenger RNA from Clarias gariepinus (North African catfish), 1365 nucleotides. RefSeq lists its product as uncharacterized. Bases 87 to 959 code for a protein of 290 amino acids. The record is from RefSeq and is a predicted model, not a curated record. The transcript has 4 exons. Gene Ontology annotation, cellular component: membrane. NCBI's taxonomy places the organism in Eukaryota, Metazoa, Chordata, Actinopteri, Siluriformes, Clariidae.
GGAGUUUCACGGAAGUCAGAGUAAACCGAGUUCCUCCUCACUUCUGAUCGAAACCUGUAAAUGACCAUAUCAUCGUUAUAGCUAUAAUGAGUGAUGCAAGAACCCAGCGUGGGCGCAGAGAGGAGCAAGGAGGGGGUUACAGACACAAACAACAACAACAACAACAACAUCAACGUUCACGACCAUCCUCCACCAACAGGUCCCAGUAUAACUCCAGAAACCAGUCAUCCUCUUCCCAACACAGGAGAAGGCAGACUUCAGAAGAAGGGCAUGGAUCAUCAUGUACACACAUCUUCUCCAGGAGGGGUAUUGUGCUAAUGUGUGCAUUUCUCUGCAACCUGCUGGUGUUGUUCUGUCUCGUAGCUGCUUAUAUCACCUUAUCAGGCAUGUCGGCUAUGAAUUUUGGAAGCGGGAGUUUUGUCGACGUUGUUAUCCCGUUUGAAGGCACAGAGCUUCAGCAGGUGCGUGAUCUUGACAUGCAGUUUUCACAAAUGAGAGCUCCUGGAGUGUACGGCGGUCUGGCUUUCAGCAUCGCCUUCGGCGUGGCCUCGCUCUUAUUUGCCAUGUCCGGCAACAAGCCUGCUCAUAUGCUUUCACUGAAGCUCCUGAUUGGUCAGCUUGCAUUCCAGGUGAUUGGAGCAGUGGCUUAUAUCAUUGCAGUGGGUCUCUAUCUACAUUUUGUGAUCAAAGUCAACUCGACAGACGUGUGUACAAUGCGAGCACGACUUUACGGGCGUAACGGACAGACUUGGAUGAACUGUAACGUGAGUGGCGCGGAUGGAGCUGUGGCAUUGUUCGGAAUCAUAGCAGGUAUUUUGUACGCGCUGGGAGCUUUUUUUACUUUUAGAACAAUUCAAAGCGUGAACCGUUACAACGAGCAUGUUCACUAUGAAGCAGAGAAACGUAAACGACCAGAGAGUACCCAGGACACACCUUUACAGUCAGGCAUCUAUAUCUGAGCUACAGAGCAAAAAUGAGAAUAUUUUUUUUUUUAACCUUUUAUAACAAGCAUGUGGUAAACUUAUGAAACAGAAAACAGUAGUAUCUUUUUUUAUUCAUGUUUAUAACCUGUUGUUGCCACACAAAAUGUGAAUCAGUAAUUUUAUGUUUUUAAAAUGUAAAUAUGUCAAAGUAAAUGCUAAUUUUUAGAUCUUAUUUUAAAUUUAAGUUUUAUUUUAUAUCUAAUAUUUUUACAUUUGUCUGCUAAAUAGUCACUAAUUCUUCUGUAUUGCUUUAUGCCCUUAAUGUUGUAUCCAGCAGGAGGCAGCAUAAACUUGAUAUACACAAUGUAUAUAUUUUUACUAGUGUUGUUUAAAUAUUUUUCAAACACCUGUUAAAUAAAUUAAUAAAAGUAAUUAAACAGUA